Messenger RNA from Clonostachys solani, 2589 nucleotides. The record is from the annotation of a GenBank genome assembly. Lineage: Eukaryota; Fungi; Ascomycota; Sordariomycetes; Hypocreales; Bionectriaceae.
AUGCAUGUCUCCCAAGGUGACCAACAGCCUUCAAGAAAGGCUUCAAAGAUCCAUCCCCAGACUGUCGUAUCCCGCUUCUGGUCGCGGUAUCACAGCAAGGCCCCCGGUAAGGUCACCUCCAUCUUCCCCCAGAAGCUCUACCGCGACCUCGCCGUCGGGGCCGACUCCCCCCGAGAGCAAGGCCGGAAUGCCGCCCAGAGCUAUGAAGAGGCCCGCUCGCGGUGUCUCGACAUGGUCCGCGUGGCCGUCGCCCAGUGUGAGAGCACAAAUACCAAGUUCUGUGAUUCCGAGUUCGACAUUGACACCGACCUCUUCUGCCGGAAGUUCGACUGCCUGCUCGGCCUGGAGACCACCUGCCACCAACAUGACUCCGACGACUCGUCUGACGAUUCGUCGUCGGAUGACGAGCGACCCCGCCGCUCCAGGUCGGUGAGGCGCUCGCUGAAGACUAUCCUAAACAGCGGGAUCCUCGCCGACGCCGUCGCGCCGGUCAAUCUCAAACACCUGGAGACCUACAUGAAUGCGGGCAACUCACCCCCCGCCCCUACAACCUACAGACCGCGGGCGGUUCAUCGGGUAGACUGGGUAUUCGAGAACCCCCAGUUCACCGUCGACGGCUUCUCCAGCUCUGACAUCAAGCAAGGGGCUGUUGGUGACUGCUGGUGGCUCGCCGGGGUGGCUAACAUCGCCCACCGCCGAGAUCUCAUGGACAAGAUCUGCGUUGCGCGCGACGAGGAAUGCGGUGUCUACGGCUUCGUCUUCUACAGAGACGGCGAGUGGAUCUCGACCGUUAUUGAUGACAAUCUCUAUUUGACCUAUGAGGACUUUGGUCACAGCUUUAAUGUGCACGAUCCGAGCGGGAAGAGGUCGCGUACGCAUAAAAAGGAGAGGCAGACUGGUUCAGAGUCAUUAUUCUUUUCAAAGUGUGAGAAUGAGAAUGAGACGUGGCUCCCAUUGCUGGAGAAAGCGUACGCAAAAGUCCACGGUGACUACGAGUCGAUAAACGGAGGCUGGCCUGGCUACGCCGUUGAAGACCUCACAGGUGGUGUAAUGACGGUGGUUCCAGGCAACCGGGUCCUGCGCAAGGAGAAGCUCUGGCGUGAGAUGACGGGAGUCGACAGGAGCGACUCCGAGUUCGUCUUCGGGUUGACGGCUAACAGCGAGUCUUACACCACUACGAAUAGGAAUGGACUUGUUCUGGGCCACGCAUACUCUAUUCACAAGGCUGUCGAGAUUGAAGAUGAAAGCGGAAAGAAGGUCCGGCUCAUCAAAGUCAGAAACCCAUGGGGCGAGAGGUCGAACAACGGUCUGGGAGAGUGGCAUGGCCCCUGGUCAGAUGGAUCCAAGGAAUGGACUCCAGAGAUGAUCAGGAGGCUCAACUACUCAUUCGCAGAUAACGGCAACUUCUGGAUGACGUUUGAAGACGUGUUGAGCAACUUCAGAUGGAUCUUCCGAACGCGUCUCUUCGACGAAAGGUGGACGGUCGCCCAGCAAUGGAUAAGCUCGCCGGUCAGUUGGGUAACUGGCUUUCUGAGGAAAAAGUUCAUUGUUGAGAUCAAGAGAGAAGGGCUUGUUGUCAUUGUUUUAUCCACGCUCGAUGACCGCUAUUUCCGCGGCCUCGCUGGGCCCUACACGUUUUUCCUCGAGUUCGUUGUUCGCCAGCUUGGGUCCCCUCUAGCUUUGGCCGAAGCCAAAUGCGCUCGCGGAAUCUCCGAAAAGCGUUCCGUCAACUGCGAAGUUCAUCUCAAGCCAGGAGUAUACGAGGUCCUCCCCAGGGUCACAGCCGAGCGACACCCUUAUAAGAGAACCGUCGAGGAAGUGGUCAAGGAUUUCGCAGAUAUCAACCCCCAGAAGCUGCGACAGGUCGGGAUGCAGUAUGAUCUAGCACACUCCAAGACUGGUGUUCUGGACGAGGAUGAAGCGCAAGAACAGAAGAAGUCUCAGAGGAGGCGAAAGAAGAAGGAGCAAAAGGCUAAGCAGGAGAAGCUCAAGGAUAUGAAGGAGGCCAUGGAGAAAAUGCAGCAGGCAAUGGCUGGGAUGCAGGACGAGCUAAGCAAGAAGAAGGGAGAGUGGGAGAGGGGGGCCGAAAAGGAGAAGAACGACACCCCCCAUGAGGAAGCUCAGGGCCAAAAUCCGAAAAACGAUGACUAUGUCAGCUCUAGGCCGCCCCCUGGAUGCUGGCCUGGCGAUAUGUCGUCCUCGGAGUCGGGAUACUCCAAACCCUCUGUAGAUACCUCAGUGACCACAGUGCAGCGCAGUGGGGAUGAGAGGAGGGACGAGAUUGGGACCAGGCGUGCGCCGUCAAGCGCAAGACAAGCCCCCAAGCCAGACAAUCUGGCAAGCGAGCAUACCAAGGAUACACCGCUACCGCCGCAGCCUCAGCCCGAUACGCCAGUAGCAGAAGGGGAAGAAACACCUACAGAGUCGGACUCUGACUCAGAAUCCUCCGAGUCCGAAUCUGAUUCAGAAACAGAACAGGAGAGAGGCAGGAAGCAGCCAUGGAACCCAGUCUGUGUCAUGGGUCUCCGUGUGUACGCGCAAGAUAAAGAAGUUUCGGUCCGCCUUGCUCAAGGGGACCAGGACGCAUGA